UUUUUUAAUAGAGUGUGGGGUGUGGGCUGUGGGAGCUGCUCCUGUGGGUUUUGGGUUGCCGAGUCAUUUGUCAAGAGUGACAGUCAUCGGAAAGUGGGAGUCGGGUCCAGUGUCCAGUGAGUCUUUAGAAGUUAGUUGAUAAUAAGAAAGCACUUUUUAAUUAAACUUGCCGCCAAGUAAGUCCGAGAAAGAGGGGAGGAGAGUUCUUGACACGAGAAGAACUCAUCGCUGAAGUCUUUCCCUCCUUCCUUAUUGACACAACUCAAAAUUCAUCAUCACCCCCCCCCCCACUUGCCUAACUAAGAUAGAAGGAAUGCAUGCAAGAACCAAACUAUUAACACCACGAAGAUGACGAACAACGGCACCAAGAACAAGAGACAGUCCUCUACUGAUGAUGAAGACCAGUACGAUCAACAAGAGCAAGCAGUAUCUUCUGCUCCCACUCGAUCUCUACUGAGUCCUCAUCGGGUCCCAAUUGACCUUCUUUUGGCGGGCUGGAAUCGUCUCGAGUCGGUGCCACGCUGGAUGAUGGAGCGAACCCUGGGCUUUGUCGUACCGACUUUACAGCAGCAUCAUCAUCACAGUCACAGCAGUAAUACGAGUUCCAUGGUGCGUCGCGUCUUGGAACAGCAUGAAAGUAGCGACGAAUUCAACUCGUUGCAAGUACUGAAACAAAAAUACGCCAAGGAGAUUCGCGCCAAUGCCGAAUUGCAAAGUAUGCAAAAACAAAUUCGCGCUCUCAAACAACAAUUACAACAACAACGGACGCAACGAGAAAAACUGGAAAAGAAACAAGCCGCGUGGCGAGACAAGGAACAAAAACAAUUGGAGCAUUCCACCUCCAAGUUGCAUCACGCACUCGCACAAGCAUUGGGCAAUAAUAAGACACAGUACGGCAAGGCAUUGUCGAGGGCUGGAAAUCGCAAAGCCAGGACAUCCACCAGUGCCAGUAUUGUCAAAAAGACGGUUUCCAAAGCCGCCAAAGCGGCCGCGGACACACUAAUAGCACCGGAACAACCGUUGACAUCGGAAGAACGAGACCGCAUCGAACUGGAAACCACCAUUUUGAAAACGAUGCAUAUCACCAUGAUUUUUCAAAAUCAAUGCGACAUUACCAGCACCAAUAGCAAACAAAUCACAUCCGCCCUCAAACGAGAACGGGCAUUGCUCGAUACACAACAAGCACAAGUGGCCAUGAUGCAAAUGGUACUCGAUGGGACCCAACGGGCGCUGCACGACAUUUACCCCGAAGUCAUUUUGCGGCAAGAGUGUCUCUUGGAUCGACUCAUGAGUACUAGUAGCAAGUCGUCAUGGAUGACACCCAGUAUUCCCCGACUCAUUGCGCCGCCACCACAACAACAGCUUGGCGUUAGAACUCGAUCGGAUGGAAUUAGUGAUUUGGGAGAAUCCAUACGACCAGAACCCCAUGACACGACCAGUAGUGUGGGGGAUUAUGAAAGCAUUGGUUCCAACAAUAAUUGUCAUCAACCCAUGAUGUAUUAUGGCGGAGGAGGACCACCAGUCUUGACCACCGUUCAAGCAUUGCAACAGCAUACUCUGCAACACAUGGCUCUGGCAAGUUAGCACUAUACGACUGUAGAACGAAAGAGCGGAAUACAAACAACACCAACAUGACAAUCUCCUGGUGGAAACACAUUCCAACCAGACAAGGCUACACUUUUUAUCAUCCAUCAAUCUACAGCACACUUUUCACCCAAUCCUUCGAUAUUGAUAGAUCUCCAACCAUUUAGAAAGAAAUCUACAUCGUUGCGCCAGAUGUCUUUUUGAUUUUUGUACAAGCGUUUCCGCUUUAUUUUUUUUAUGCCUC
Molecule: messenger RNA, 1828 nt
Organism: Seminavis robusta
Lineage: Eukaryota; Bacillariophyta; Bacillariophyceae; Naviculales; Naviculaceae
Source: the annotation of a GenBank genome assembly